AUGGCUGAAAGACUGAAGGAGAAUCUCCGCUGUCUGACCUGUUUGGACACCUUCAAAGAUCCAAUCAUUCUGCCGUGCAAUCACAGCUUCUGCUGCGUGUGUCUGCAGCAGUGGAGGCGCAAAGGAGAGCGAGCAUGUCAAGUCUGUAAGACAACGUUUCGUCGGUCGUUAGAGAACUUUUUGGACUUUUCGCAAACUUGUGUCAAGUCAGAGGACAUCUGCAGCUUGCACAAUGAGGAACUCAAACUCUUCUGCUUGGACCACAAGGAACUUGUGUGCCUCUUCUGCAGAGAAGCAGAAAUCCACAUUGGCCACAAGAUUGAGCCCCUCGAAGAAGUUGCAAAAAGUCACAAAGAGGAACUUGAGAAAGGCCUUCAGAACGCUGACAAAAGACUCAAUGCUUAUAAUGACUGUAGAAAGAACUGCCUUGAACAAGCAGUGUACAUCAAAGUCCAGAGUGAGAAGAUUGUACGCAAGAUAAAGAAGGAUUUUGAGGAGCUUCGACACUUCCUUGACAUUGAGGAGGACGCCAGGUUAGCUGCUGUCCGGGAGGAAGAGAGGAAGAAGAGUCAGUCCAUGAAGGAGACGAUUGCAGCUCUUGGCAAAGAAAUGGCCACUCUCUCAGACUUGAUCAGAAGCACAGAGGAGCAACUGGCAUCUGACAACGUUUCCUUCUUGAAAAACUUCCAGAUUGCAAUGAGCAGAAUCCAAGAGCUGCCUGACAAGCCAAGGCUGCCCAGAGGAGCUCUGUUGGACGAAGCCAAACACGUGGGUAACCUCAAGUUCAACAUAUGGGAGCGGAUGAAGGAGACACUCUCCUACAGUCCCGUCAUUCUGGACCCCAACACAGCCCAUCCAAAUCUCAGUCUCUCUGAAGAUCUGACCAGUCUGACUUUGAAAGAACCACAGCAUUGUCCAAACAAUCCAGAGAGGUCUCCGUUGCCCAGCGUGCUUGGUUGUGCUUUGGUCUCAGGAAGACAAGUGUGGGACGUAGAGGUGGAAGACAACAACGACUGGAACGUGGGGAUCAUUAAAUGCAUCAACCUGCUGUUUACCAAGAAUCCUGACAAGGAGUACCACAAGUACAGUUUGGUUGAGGUGGAGGACAUGAUCGUCAGACUUUUCAACGUGUCAGGAAAUGUUAUCUCAAGUCAUGACAAGUCAUGUCCAGGGCAGAUAUAA
This is a messenger RNA of Nerophis lumbriciformis (worm pipefish), 1182 nucleotides long. The record is from RefSeq and is a predicted model, not a curated record. NCBI's taxonomy places the organism in Eukaryota, Metazoa, Chordata, Actinopteri, Syngnathiformes, Syngnathidae.